Molecule: messenger RNA, 2136 nt
Organism: Naegleria gruberi
Lineage: Eukaryota; Heterolobosea; Eutetramitea; Acrasida; Naegleriidae
Exons: 1
Coding region: 1-2136 (711 amino acids)
Cellular component (GO): membrane
Source: RefSeq, a predicted model, not a curated record
AUGGGAUUUGAGUCAUAUUCCCUUGAGAGGACACUUUAUGAAACAAUAGUACCGUUAUUCAAUAAUUCUAGUAAUAGUACUACCACCUCCUUUGGAACGUACACUCCCUUCUUCUUUAACACUACAGCAAAUUCGACUCUGGAUACAAAGGUUGGUGCGACGGAUGCGUGGUUUUUCUACAUUUCCCUUGUAAUUUCUAUUAUUGUAGCUGCAGUGUUGGCAUAUGCACUUUUACGUUAUUACACUUCACAAAAUAAGAAAUUUGUAUCAUGGUUUCUCUACGUUCCAUUAUUUCUAAAUUACACAUUCUUAUUUAGUUCUGUAUCCUUAAUUACAUUAGAUGUCAGUUUGGCUUUAACAAGUUCAGGUGUUUUACCUGAUACAGCUUUGGAAAUUUGUUGGUAUAUUAUCUAUUUUAGUUUACAAAUAUUAUCUUGGAUUGUUUUACCAAUUUUACAAAAUUAUGCCUACACUGGUGAAUUUACAUUUUAUGGAAAGUUUAUCAGAUCUGUUCUAUCACAUAUUAUUACCUACUCAAUUUUGGGUAUUAUUGCUGGAGUUGUAAUUGUGAUUUUUGUCAUAUUUUUGGUAAUUGCUGACAAGACACUUUUAAGUUUUUCUUUCCUUAUCAACGUUGGUGUUGCAUUAUCUAACCUUUUUGGUUUAAUUCUAUUUUCUAUAUUUUUAGGAUAUGGUAUUGUGAAAAUGCCUAGAACCUUGUGGAGAAAAUCAAAUGUUGAAAGAAUUAUCAAGUGGAAUUGUAUUGAAUCAACUGGAAAGAGAAGUAAAAUGAAAAAGGAGGAGAGAGCUCUAGCUGAAAUGGUUGUCACUGUGAGAGAAGUUAGUAAAAUUGUCACAAAAGAGCACAAACUCUAUUGGUAUAUUGAUGCAGUUUCAAAGACAUGCGACAGCAUUAUCGAAGAAUUUCCAAAAUUACAAAAAGUUGUCAAUUCUAUUGAAUUGAAAGACUGUACCAAUUAUAACAAGCAAACUUUUGACAAAUUCCUCGAAGUGGGUUCUCUACAGAGAUUAUGCCCAGAGGAAAGUAAGAAAAAGACAUGCACAAGAUCUACCUGUGUGAAGAUUCAUGCAGAAAUUCAAAGAGCAAUGAGAGAAUACAGAGCUAAUAGAUAUGAAUGGGAAAAUACUCUCAAUGAAACAUUUUAUUUACAAGAUGUGAUUAGAUGCUGUACCUAUCCAAGUAAUCACCCUUUAUUCAAAAGAGAAAUUGUGUCUGAUUUUAGACCAAUGAAUCGAUUUUGGAGAACCUACUUGUAUUUUUACUAUAGAUUUGUUCAUUGGAUUUAUUAUAAGGUUUUAGCUACUGUUGCUGUUUCCUUCGCCAUAGUAAUUUUGUAUAGUGAAUUUGCUCCAAGUGUCUUUUCACUAGCUGAAGAGACAGGUACUUCUAUUUUCUAUGAAAUUAUUCAACGUUGUGUUAAAACAGGAAGCAGUCCCCUCAUUCAAAUUGUUUCUUUAUUAAUGGUUGUUUGUAUCAUUUUGCUAAUGCUUGGAGGAAUGUUUAAGGUUAGACUUUUCAAAAUAUUUAAAAUGGUACCAAGUUAUACUGAUACUUACUCAUUAUACUUUUCAGCUUCCCUUAUUUGUAGAGCAGUUCCAUCUUUGUGCUAUAAUUUCUUACUCUUAUUGGAUAUUAAGCAAGAUGAUGGAGUUGCCUUCUUUAGUGCAGUUGGUAUUUUAGAUUUUAGAAUUUUCCCUGAUAGUUUGGGAGGACCAAUUAUUGGAGAUUUAAUUACAAAUGUUUUGAAACAAUUCCCAAUGAUUUUAAUUGUUUUAGUUUGCAUUUUAUCUUUUUUUAGAGUUUUUGAGAGAAUUGCUGGAUUUAAAAAGUAUAGAUGGAGAACAUUCUAUUGUUGGGAUACUAUUCCAGCAGAAUUGAUGGAGAAUGGAUUAAUAUUAUUAAGACAAAAGAGAAAGUCCAAACGAGAGAAAAUCAUUGCCGAAACUAAACAACAAGAAAAGCUUGACAUCCAAAAUGCUCUCUCUAGCACUAGAAAUCCAAAUAAUAAUGUUAUUACUGAUAAUCCAAUACUAAACGCAAGUGCCUUGGAUUUGGGAGAUUCUCAAGCAGACUACCAACAAUUUAACCAAGAAACUACAGAGAAUAAAAUUUAA